UGAGCUCAAAAGUGGCCGGUUAAAAAACCCAAACAUUAGAACCAGGAUACCUGUGCAGUCAGGCUGCAGACGCGCGCAGGGAGAUUUCCCUGCAGCCAGAGUGGGUUCCUGGGAGCCGGCGUGAGGCGCAGGCUUCCCCGGCGCCCACACCUCAAGGCGACACGACCGGAGCAUCACCUGCACGGCCGCGGCGGCUCGGUUCCGGGUUCGCGCGCCUCGCUGGUGGCGUCAGAGGAACGGAAGGCCGGGCUGUCGACCCGCUUUCGGGUCCUUGUGCGGCCUGCGCGGGCUCCGCGGAGAGUGUGGGCGGAGGGGCCGCGGCCUGACUGCGGGAGCCAGCCACGGGCGAGGAGGGAGCGGAGCCGCCAGCCUCCGCCCACCGCCCGCAGAUCUGUUUGGAUUUGAGGGGGAACUGCAGUGCCAGCUCGCCGCAGAAGGGAUGGGAUCAGAGAGCAGCGCUUUAAAGAGCUACACGCUGCGAGAAUCACCGUUCACCUUACCCUCUGGACUCGCUGUUUAUCCCGCCGUGCUGCAAGAUGGGAAGUGUGUGUCUGUGUUUGUCUGUAAGAGAGAAAACGCAGACAAGGUUAACAAAGCUGCCAAGCACUUAAAGACACUUCGUCACCCUUGCUUGCUAAGAUUUUUAUCUUGUACUGUGGAAGCAGAUGGCAUUCAUCUCGUCACUGAGAGAGUGCAGCCUCUGGAAGUGGCCUUGGAAACCCUGUCUCCUGCAGAAGUCUGUGCUGGAAUCUAUGACAUAUUGCUGGCUCUUAUCUUCCUUCAUGACAGAGGGCAUCUGACACACAACAAUGUCUGCUUAUCGUCCGUUUUUGUGAGUGAAGAUGGGCACUGGAAGCUUGGAGGCAUGGAGACAGUUUGCACGGUUCCUCAGGCCACACCAGAGUUUCUCAGGAGUAUCCAGUCAGUCAGAGACCCAGCAUCUGUUCCUCCUGAAGAGAUGUCUCCAGAAUUUGCAGCCCUUCCAGAGUCCUGUGGCCACGCCCGGGACGCCUAUUCCUUUGGAACGUUGGUGGACAGCUUGCUCCCAGUCCUGAACGAGCAGGUUUCAGCGGAUGUUCUCUCCAGCUUCCUACAGACUUUGCACUCAGCUCUGCUGAACCCCAUGCCAGAGUGUCGGCCAGCACUCAGCACCUUACUGUCCCAUGAGUUCUUCAGAAAUGAUUUUCUAGAAGUUGUGAAUUUCUUGAAAAGCUUGACAUUAAAGAGUGAAGAUGAAAAGACUGAAUUUUUCAAAUUUCUGCUGGACCGAGUGAGCUGCCUGUCGGAAGAACUAAUAGCUUCAAGAUUGGUGCCUCUCCUGCUUAACCCGCUGGUGUUUGCCGAGCCAGUAGCUGUUAAAAGUUUUCUUCCCUAUCUACUUGGCCCUAAAAAAGAGAAUGCACCAGGAGAAACGCCUUGCUUGCUCUCGCCAGCGCUGUUCCAGUCUCGAGUGAUCCCUGUGCUUCUCCAGUUGUUCGAGGUCCAUGAGGAGCACGUGCGGAUGGUGUUACUGUCCCACAUUGAGGCCUAUGUGGAGCACUUUACUCAGGAACAGCUAAAGAAAGUCAUCUUGCCACAGGUAUUACUGGGCCUUCGUGAUACCAGCAAUUCCAUUGUGGCAAUUACCCUUCGUAGCCUGGCAGUGCUGGUGUCUCUACUUGGGCCAGAAGUGGUUGUGGGAGGAGAAAGAACUAAGAUCUUUAAGCGCACUGCUCCAAGUUUUACUAAAACUAGUGACCUUUCCCCUGAAGGUUCUCCCAUGCAUGUUGUCUGCAGCCAGCAGAGUCGGACCUCACAAGUCUUGGAGAACCCCUCCUCUAACGUAUUCCCUAAAUGGUUCUUUUCUGGCAGCAUGCCCAUCAACAGCAGUAAGCACAUACAGGAAGAAUAUUACAAUACUCUUUUACAGACAGGUGAUCAGUUUUCUCAUGCUACUAAAUUCCCUAUGAAUGGAAUCUCAGAUGUGCAGAGCACUUCAGAGGACAGUGGAAACGUCCCAGCAGGUUCUAACAAGGCCGAGGCGUGGCCUGACUGGAGCGAGCCUGAGGAGCCUGAGCACCAAACUGCCAGUAUUCAGAUAUGGUCCCGAGAACCCUGCGAUGUAGCCGAGCGCCAGCACACACAUCUGAAUGCAGAGGAGGAGUCCUGGGGUGAUUGUGAGUCUAGCUUUGGUACUGAAGUAAGCGUAGCUGCCGGAGCGUCUGCUGCCAUGCCUACUAUUACCUCAGGGGAACAGAGGCCCGCUGCAGCCUUGCUUCCUCUCACUGAAGAGUCAAAGGCUGCUAAAUCUAGUGCCUCCUCAAAGACCAACCAUAGACAGCAUGGGGAAGUCCAACCACUGGAAGUGUCGCAAGACAGACCUCAUAAGGUUCGCUCAGAACUCGGUUUAGGAGAAGAGUUUACCAUACAAGUAAAAAAGAAGCAAGUACAAGAUCCUGAGUUGGAUUGGUUUGCAGAUAUGAUCCCAGAAAUUAAGCCUUCAGGUACUUUUCUUAUUUUGCCUGAACUGAGGACAGAAGUGAUGGUCCCUGACAAGAAUAAUGUCUCACCAGUAGUGCAGUUUUCUUCAAAAUUUGCUGCAACAGAAAUGACUGAGGGAGAGGCAGAAGGCUGGGAAGAAGGAGAAGAGCUAACCUGGGAAGAUAACAGCUGGUGAUAAGAGCUUAAACUUCAGGAAGAAUUGUAAAAGAAUUAAUACCUCAAAGCAAGCUGCAUGGGUGUAAAACCCCAAAGCAGCCUGUGUUCCCUGUACCAGGAGCUCUUUUUGCAGUCUGUGCCAAUUCAAGCAGAGACCAGCCUCAGGUUGCUGGCUACGCCAUGGCUGGCAGAAGGCUCUCGGGACUGGAUAGGAGAAAGUGCCUGUGUGCACUUGACCAAGGCCAGUUUUCAUGCAAAGCAAAUAGCUAAAGAAGUGCUUUCUUCCAGGACAAUUCUGGAAGUAAAGAAAAUAAAAAUUCAAGCUGGUAAGCUUAA
Molecule: messenger RNA, 2973 nt
Organism: Psammomys obesus (fat sand rat)
Lineage: Eukaryota; Metazoa; Chordata; Mammalia; Rodentia; Muridae
Gene: Scyl3
Product: SCY1 like pseudokinase 3
Exons: 14
Coding region: 440-2656 (738 amino acids)
Biological process (GO): protein phosphorylation
Molecular function (GO): protein kinase activity; ATP binding
Source: RefSeq, a predicted model, not a curated record